AGACAAAGUGAGAGUGCAUAUUUGUUUUUGAUUCAGCAGUAAGGCAGUUAUAUAACCCUGGAAACGUUGGACUGGUUUUUAAAUCUGAUGAUGAAGCUGUCAGUGUUGCUGCUGUUGACCCUGCCGUCUCUGUCCUCAGCCGUUCUAAACAGCGUCCUGUUACUGGACCCAAGUCUGAAGGACAGGGUUCCUAACAUCACUGCUAACGAACCCACAAAUCAAGCUCUUCAAACUCCUGCUGAGAUUGAGAACGAGCUGGACCGGUCUUCCUCGUUCAACUUUGAUCAAACCAACCUGGAAUGGCAGACCUUUAACAGCUCUCUCCCCAAUGGAGCAAUUUCAAUCUACAACGGAUACGUUGGACGCACUGACUAUGUUUGCAAAUACGGCUCCUCGGCCGGCUUCUACAACCCUGACAAAGGUCCUUGCUGCUUCUACACCUCUGAUGGGAAAGAGUAUUGUGGCUCAUUCGUGUUUUGGUCCUUUGAGAUCCUGGUGAACAAAGACAACUUUGAGUUUAUGGAAUGGAAAGACGGCUCCUACGGUUCAGUGCCUCCGAAUUCAGUCAAGACUUGCACUGGCGAAGUAUAUGUUGGGAAGAACGAGUAUGGUCUUGGGAGGGUGGAUGUUAAAGAUAAGGUCUUCUACCUUCCCUGGAAAGGCUCUGAGUAUUGGUACAGAACCUACCAGGUCCUGACCUUUAACAAAGAUAUAUACACCGAGGACAUAUUUGAUGUUAAGUAUAAGACUGAUGGGGUUAAAAUCAUUGAAUAUCCUCCAGAGACCAUGGACAAGUCUUCCAUUACCAACCAUGAGAGCCAGUCAGUGAAAGGGACAGCCACCCUCUCAAAGACAAACCAAGUGGAGCACAGAUGGGACAUCAGCUUUUCCAUCACACUGGGCGUCAAGACUACUAUCACUGCUGGAAUCCCCGCAAUUUUCUCUACAGGUAUCGAGUUUAGCGCAGAGACAACCGUCCAGUUCACCAAGGGCACCACUUAUAUUGAGUCGAUCACCCACACUGUUUCUGUUGAGUGCACAGUUCCAUCAAACUACUCCUGCAGUAUCAGUAUGGUAGCAUAUAAGUACCGGGCAGACAUCCCUUACACUGCACGCCUCAGCCGCACCUACAGCAACGGGGAGACCACAUGGACGUCCAUCUCGGGGACCUACAAUAGUGUCCAAAUGGGAGAAAUCAAGGCUGUGGUAGAUCGCUGUGAACCUGUACCUGAUCCCAUCCCCGUCCCUGAAAGAAUGAUGGAAGAGGCUCCAUGAGGUAGUCUACAGUAUGUGACAUAUUGUAUAUUGGAUACCCGUAACAUUGCACUGAAAAGCUAAAAAAAUAAACUUGCUUUUAUGUUUUAUAUGCAAUAAAACUACUUGGCAUUUAACUAUUUCUUUAGUUUUUCAAUGAAUUGUUUUCCAAGUAACAAUUGAAAUUUAUGAAAAAUUAGCAUUUAAUAUUUCAUAGUUACAUGUAAGAAAAAACUGAUAUGCAAACUAAAUCUGUGUCACAAUCACUCAAAUAUUCAAUCAGCAUGCAUGUUAUAGACAGGAACAGCAGCAUGACAAAUAAAAGAACUACGGAUAAAUGGG
Molecule: messenger RNA, 1596 nt
Organism: Sebastes umbrosus (honeycomb rockfish)
Lineage: Eukaryota; Metazoa; Chordata; Actinopteri; Perciformes; Sebastidae
Product: natterin-3-like
Exons: 3
Coding region: 88-1275 (395 amino acids)
Source: RefSeq, a predicted model, not a curated record